UGGGGCCCUCUAGAAGUGACACAAAGAAUAAACUAUUCUCUGCUAUUAAAUUAAUGUUAUUAUUGCAGAAUGCGUUUUUUCUUAAGUAAAAUGGUACACAGCGGAAUGAUUCAUUCGUCUGUUAGAGUAUCAAGGAUUUUGUGGUUGUUUCAGUGAUGAAUUCACUUGCUCCGAUAUUUGGUACAGUCUACAGAGCAGUUCUACUGAUUACUGAACCAUUGAAAAGAGUAACCGGUGAUGUUGGGAAGCACCGAGGCUGUAAUCCGGGCUAAGUAAGGCAAGGCUUGAGCCGUGAGGAAUUAAGAAGAGAUUUAGGAAGGUAGCUGGAGUAGAAGGGCAUCUGCUGAGUAUUACACAUCCAUUGGGUGAGAGAGCGAGGAUGAGUUAUUCUUACUCUGCGACUGAGACUCUGUCUAGCAGCAGCAGUACCAGCUCUGGUGGGCAAGUGAACAGCAGUAAACAUACAGUAGCCAUGAAAGUGAAGAAGGGCACUAGUAAUCCAGAUGGAGUCCCUCCAGUGACUGAGGAAGAGCUGUUAAAAAAGCCUGUCAUUACACCUGAGGAUGUUCUGGGUCUGCAGAAAAUAACAAGAGAUUACUUGUGUUCCCCAGAAGAAAACAUUUACAAGAUUGAUUUCACAAGAUUUAAAAUCCGGGAUAUGGAAUCUGGCACAGUGUUGUUCGAAAUUACAAAGCCACCAGCAUCAGAACGAGAGCAUGGAGACAAGAAAGAUAUUGACCACAAUGCUGGACGAUUUGUUCGUUAUCAGUUUACCCCAGCCUUUCUCAGACUUCGGCAGGUUGGAGCAACGGUGGAAUUUUCUGUAGGGGACAAGCCAAUUAAUAACUUCCGUAUGAUAGAAAGACACUACUUCCGUGACCAGCUACUCAAGAGCUUUGAUUUUGAGUUUGGCUUCUGCAUUCCAAACAGCAAAAACACUUGUGAGCACAUAUAUGAAUUCCCACAGCUAUCGGAGGACUUGAUUCAAGAAAUGGUCCUGCACCCUUACGAGACUCAGUCGGAUAGUUUCUACUUUGUGGACAACAAGUUAGUGAUGCACAACAAGGCUGAUUAUUCCUACAGUGGGGGACCAUGAGGAGCAGUGUAGUGUUGGCUCCUGUUCUAGCACUGACUCUACAUCAGGGAAUCACACCCUUCAUGCAGUUUUUCUGUCAUCCAAAGUGGAAACACCUUUGUCACCUCCACUUGGAAGUGGAUGCCCUUUUUGCCAGACUCUAGUUUCAUGACUACAUUAAACUUGUGUGAUUUUUUGUAUCUGAUACUUUGGACUGAGCUGCUGCUUAGCUGACUAUGCGCUGUAUAGUUCAAAUAAUAUUCCCAUAACAAGUUCAGCAAACUAGUGUCCUACUCACACAUCCUAUGCUGUUCUCUUAGCACUAAUGAUGAGUGAACUAUGAUGUCAUCUAAACUCUUGAGUAUCCGAGGUAUAAACACCAGUAUAUAAGGAUUUAAGUACAGUUUCCUGUUUUUCAUUCUGAAAUGUAUUUUCAUUCUUUUUGCAUAAUGGUAUAGCCUAGUUUCUCUGCCUAAUGCUUUUGAUGAUGAUGAUGAUGUGCUAAUAGACUUCACUCAGUGUUCCGUCAGAUUCCUGCUCACACAAGUAAGGAAAAAAGACAGCACUGCAGUAGUAAUCACCUAGUGUUGUUGUCUGAAGUUCAGAGGUGUGAUGCAGAGUCCACCUUUGUCUUUGGACAGCUUGUGGAAGCAAGCAAGCAGAUAAACUGGUUAAAACCUGUUGUUAAAACCCACAGUUGGCAGCUAGCAACACUGUCAAGUUAAAAAAAAAAAAAAAAAGGUUCUUAG
Protopterus annectens (West African lungfish) is the source of this 1824-nucleotide messenger RNA. It is a transcript of the gene UNC119, whose product is annotated as unc-119 lipid binding chaperone. Gene Ontology annotation, biological process: visual perception; positive regulation of protein tyrosine kinase activity; negative regulation of caveolin-mediated endocytosis. Gene Ontology annotation, cellular component: spindle midzone; intercellular bridge; spindle pole. The transcript is spliced from 5 exons. Lineage: Eukaryota; Metazoa; Chordata; Ceratodontiformes; Protopteridae. The record is from RefSeq and is a predicted model, not a curated record. Gene Ontology annotation, molecular function: lipid binding. The coding region runs from base 380 to 1096 and encodes 238 amino acids.